Funneliformis mosseae is the source of this 1062-nucleotide messenger RNA. The record is from the annotation of a GenBank genome assembly. Lineage: Eukaryota; Fungi; Glomeromycota; Glomeromycetes; Glomerales; Glomeraceae.
AUGAGUCUAAAAUGCGGACAACUUCUUGCAAUUAUAUUCUCGGGUGGCGUGUUAGGAGCGAUAAUUUUAAGUCUCAGCUCGGUGACAAUUCCAGAGAUAGAGCUGGUACCAGAUCGUUUAACUGGAUAUCCAACAUGGCAUGGAGUGUAUCAAGGAUUUGAUAGACAGAAAAAUGACUCAAUGAUCACCUUCGCCUCUGCUUUCAUGCUCGUGGUUGGUGUGAUUGGCUUGAAACUGGUUCUCAAUCCACCGACAAAUCCCAGCUUUAUCACUAGAUUUUACACCGUUUCCGAUGAUCCUGAUGAUAAUAACAAAGAAAGCAUUUCCGGAGUGCCAACAACUGGUUUCAAUCGUUCACUUGUAAUUUACACUUUUGCUACAUUCGUAACUGCAAUUGCAGCUCUAUUAUUUGAUAUAGGAAAGUUAUGGAGUGUAAUUGCUGUAUCACAUAAUACUCUUGAACUCGCAACUUUACUCUUGAUUGGAAGUGGUGGUAGAAUAAAGAACGUUUCAUACUUCGUAUGGAUGUUUAUUUAUAUCAUAUCUGUUGGCGGUAUUUGCGUCUUUAAUGAUUUUCCGAUUGAUGCUCUUUUUUUUAAAAUUCAAGGAUUAAGCAUGGAUUAUGCUUUGGUUAUUGAGUUUGUGCGCGUCUUUAUUACCACAAAGAAACACCUUCAAGAUGCAGGAAAUGAAACACUUCCAUUAAAGUCCGAAGAAAUUCAUGACAAUAACACUCGUAAAUUAUUGCCAACUACAUUUAAUCAUCCAAGACAUAUUAUCUUUUUAAUACUUGCAUCAAGCGCACACGCUAUCGGAAACUUAUUGUCCACGAUCUACGCUUCUUCGGCCAAGACUACUCUGAUAUUCGAGAUAUGCUAUGCCAUAGCUUUCCCACUUUACAUCCUUUUUGUGUAUGUGGAUACGCAGACGACCAGUAUUAUACCACAAAAACGCAUUUAUUUACCAUAUACGCCUACAUGGAAGGUCAUUGUUAUUACAAUUAAUUCACUCGCGCUUGCUUUGUUAACGGUCAGAUUAAGUUUUGAUGCUACCACUAAAUAA